Micromonas pusilla CCMP1545 is the source of this 979-nucleotide messenger RNA. RefSeq lists its product as uncharacterized. Gene Ontology annotation, biological process: defense response; regulation of DNA-templated transcription. Lineage: Eukaryota; Viridiplantae; Chlorophyta; Mamiellophyceae; Mamiellales; Mamiellaceae. Gene Ontology annotation, molecular function: single-stranded DNA binding. The record is from RefSeq and is a predicted model, not a curated record. The transcript has 4 exons. Bases 33 to 941 code for a protein of 302 amino acids.
CGAGCGUUCCAGGGAGCGCAUCGUGUCGCGGGAUGUCCCUCGCGCGCGCGUUUCGAACGCGCUCCGCGACGAGUCUGGCCCGCGCCGCCGCGCACCGCGCGUCGUCGUCGUCGUUCCACAGCCAGCAGCAGCAGCGGCAGCAGCAGCAGCGGCAGCCGCGGCCGAGCGGGGGGGGCGCGCCGCCGACGCCGCAAACGCCGCCUCAGGGCGCCGCGUCGCCCGGAUUUGCCGCCAAGCCGUUCCAGGGCGUGCCUAACUUCUCCUCCGCGAGCGCGAACGCGCCGGCGUACCAGCAGCGCUUCGAACAGCGCGCGCAGCAGCAGCAGCAGCAGCAGUACGGCGGCGGCGGCGGCGGCGGCCAACAACAACAACAGCAACAGCAGCGUCCGCCGCCGCAACAGAAGCAACGCUACGCGGCGGAGCGCGGCGGGGACGCCGGCGCGCCGAAGGUGUACUGCAACUUCGCGAUUCACAAGUCGAAGACCGCGGUUCAGAUGUCCGCGAUCAAGCCGACGUUCGAGCUCCUUCCGAACGGCAGCAAGCAGAAGAAACGCGACGGCGCGAUGUUCCUCGAGUUCGCCCCCGUCGCGGCGGGCGCCGGGCAGAAGCAAUACGACUGGAGCAGGAAGCAGAGCAUCUCGUUGUCGCCUCUGGAGUUCAUGGAGUUAUCGGAAGCGCUCGCGGCUAACCGCGGGGUGAACUUCUUCCACGACCCGUGGAUGGGGACGAGCCGUCAGGGCGAGACGACGAAGUCGCUGAAGGCGGAGCCGAUGCCGGACGGCAGCGGGGGGAUCUUCUUGAACUUGACCGUCGCGUCCGGGGGGGGGAGGGUCGAAAAGUUGAACAUCGCGGUCUCGUUCCAGGAGUUUGCCGUCUUUCGAGAGCUCGCGAGAUACUUGGUUCCGCGACUCACGGGGUUCUCGGAGCAGUUCGAGGGGUGAUGCCCGCCUGCCCCGGGGGGAGGAGUGAGUGGGGGGGC